CCUUCGCCUCUAGACCCCAUCACCAUCAGCUCUCCUCAAGCCCUCCGCAUUCCCACGAGGGCGUUGAUGCAGGUGAAGGCCAGCGGCGGCCUCCCGGAGCUGGAAGGCAGCAGGUCGGCGUCGAGGGUCGGCGGCGCUAUCCGUCGGCGGCGGCAGCGACAGCCGCGGCGCGGCGCGGGGGCGCCCCAAGCGAUGGCCGCGCCCGUCGCCGCCGUGCAGCGGCUCUUCGAGGCGUGCCGCGAGGUCUUCAACGGCGCUGAUCCAGGCGCGGUUCCACCACCGGCCGGUAUCGAGAGGGUCAAGUCCGUUCUAGAUAGUAUCACAGCAGCAGAUGUUGGUCUAAUUCCCAACAUGUCAUAUUUUCGACGUGUUGAUCCCCGUGGCACUCCUAAAAUCACGUACUUGCACCUAUACAAUUGUGAGGCUUUCUCGAUCGGCAUCUUUUGUUUGCCUUCAAGGGGUGUCAUUCCUCUCCAUAAUCACCCUGGGAUGACUGUGUUUAGCAAGCUUUUGUUUGGAACCAUGCAUGUGAAAUCUUAUGACUGGGCAGCCCAACAAGACGCACCUGAUGUCCCAUUGCAAGGACCACGUUUGGCAAAAGUGAAGGCUGAUGGCAUCUUGACUGCACCUCGUGAAACAUCGGUACUAUAUCCAGAAGAUGGUGGUAAUAUGCAUUGCUUUACCGCACAGAAUGCUUGUGCCGUGCUUGAUGUCCUUGGCCCUCCAUAUGAUGAUGGCAGGGGAAGGCACUGCCAGUACUACAAUGUCUCUUCCUCUGCAAUCUCUGUUGGAGGCUCGAUGAUAUUGCCUGGAGCGGAUAGAUAUGAGUGGCUGGAGGAGAGUGAACCACCAGAAGAUUUUUAUCUUGUCGGAUCAACAUACAUGGGCCCAAGAAUUUUGGACCAUUGAACUCCUGUGCAUGUGAGGCUGCCUUGGUUUCUUGGAGCACAUGUGUUUGGUGUAAAUACAUUGCUGAAAGGAAGGUGAUCAAAUGAAAUAAGUACAUAGAGAGCUGGGCCUUGGGCCUUCCGUUGAUCAUCAUCACUUCGACUGGAAGACUGUAAUUGCUUAGUAAUAAGCAAUGAGAACAAGGAACGUGCUUGGCAGCUCAAUAGAUUAUGUAGCGCCUUGGUGUAUUCUUGUUCUUUCCCCCAGUAUUCAGUCUGUAGCAUCUAUCAGUUAGCAUGAUAUUUAGUCGUACCCAUUCUUGGGUUGCCAAAAAUGUUGCCUGAUUGAUAUGACCUUCUGCAGUGUUGGAAAUUGUUGA
Molecule: messenger RNA, 1267 nt
Organism: Setaria italica (foxtail millet)
Lineage: Eukaryota; Viridiplantae; Streptophyta; Magnoliopsida; Poales; Poaceae
Product: plant cysteine oxidase 2
Exons: 5
Coding region: 67-909 (280 amino acids)
Molecular function (GO): oxidoreductase activity, acting on single donors with incorporation of molecular oxygen, incorporation of two atoms of oxygen
Source: RefSeq, a predicted model, not a curated record